CAGACAUUUUAUUGGACAGUAUACAUACAUAUAUAUACAUAUUUAUGCACACAUAUGUGUACUUGUAUGAAGUAGGUGUUAUAUGGAAAAUCAAAGCAGGUAAAUACCAUUUAGGUUUAUAUAUUGUUGCUAUUUUAGGUAACUUGGUCAAUGAAAACCUCCCUAAGUAGUGUCAUUUGAACCCGGAUCUCAGUGACAUUAGUAAGCCUAUGUUCAGGAGCCUAUAAAACACUGCAUUAUUUCUCUCAUGAGAAAAAAAAAAAUGUGCUGAUCAACAAAAGUAGGCAGGAUGUUAAUCCACAAGGCAAAUUCCAUCUGUACUUGUAGAUAGCAGGAAACUUGCCUGCUGUGUAAAGCUGAUUUGUUGCUGGUGUUUUUCCUCUCCUUGGUCUCAUGCUGUCACUCGCCUCUCCCUUUCCACCUCAUCUCUCUAUACCACUUCUCAAACCAUUCUCCUGACCUCUUUAGGCUGAAUUUCAGUAUUUAACUACAUUUCCUCUUUUAAUCUCUUAUUCCUUCUUUUAAGCAACUAAUUGCAUGUGGUAUCUCUCACUGAGUAACUCAAUGCCCCAAACAGGAGUAGAUGACAAUUUCAACCUUCUUUAGCUGUGCUAGACUUUGAGGACUCUUUCUAUUGAGUUUUUUGGCAGGAAAUCAAUCAAUAUUGAUUGAGUACCAACCAUACAUCAGGCUCAGUUUAGGAGCCAUGGACAAAGGCAAAAUCUCUGUCUUAAAACAGUUAAAUUAUAAUUUCAGAAGACAAGCAAUAAAAUCAUAAAUAAACAACUUUUGUAUGUUGUUGAUGUGAUGGUGAGUAUAUGUGGAGAUUUCUUAGUAUUUAAGCUGUUGCCCUCUUAGUAAAAUUGUACAUAUAAAUGUAAUAAUAAUCCCUUCUCAUGAAGUCAUUCUCAAAGUAAUUGACCAGUUAUUAGUGGCCUCACUACACCAUAGAAUAUGGUAGCCACCGGCCACAUGUGACCAUUUAAAUUAAAAUUAAAUAAAAGUUUCCAACUCACACUAGCCACAUUGCACAUAGCCACAUGUAUCUGAUAACUACCACCUCAGAAAGCACAGAUAUGAAGAUGUUCUUCAUUGCAGCAAUUUCUGUUGAACAGCACUGGUCUAGAUAGCAUAAGGCUAAUGGGAAUUUUUCAUCAAUGGUAAGAACAGUGGUUAACAAUUUUGGUGUCAGGCAUUUUACAUGAGUUUAACUUACAUAAUCCUCAAAAACCCCUAUGAGAUACUUCCUGCUACUAGACCCAUCUUACAAAUUAGGGAAGAGACACACCUACCUUUAAAAUUCAAUAUCGGUCAAGUAAUAAGAAAUGCUAAGAACUGAAAGCAGACAGUCUGGUGCCAGCACCUACCCUUUUAUCAAAUAUCAUGAUGUCUUGGUAUGAAGAAGAUGAAAAGAGUGAAGAAGAGUUUUGUGUGGCAGAAAGAGCCUCCAUAGAAAUAAGAAGUGGCCAGUUUUGUCAAUGUCUUUGGCAAAUAUCACCUUUUUGGAUCUCUCUGAUUCAUCCAAGAUAAGUUUAUUGCCUAAAUGGGGCUGUGCAGGCAGAAUCAUGGAAUGCUAGAACUUAAGAGAACUUUGUACCUCUCAAAUAAAAUAUUUCACAAAUGAAGAAACUCAGACAUUCACAGGUUACCUGACUUACCCAGGGUAAUAGAGUAGUUAUGACCACAGCCAAAAUUAGACUGCAAGUUUCCUGCAUGUGUGUGUGCAUGUGUCUUUACACAUGGCCCCCUUGGCACCAAGGACAUAAAAUUCCCUGAUGUAUUAUUUGUUAGUUUAAAGAUAUACUAAUCUUGGGAAGUGGUUUUCUUCUUCCCAAAACGCUAUGUGUUGACUUUUUAAUAAAUUCACUUUCUUUUUUGCCUAGUCUUUUUUUCUUUUACCCACCGAAUCUUGCAUUCCUCCUUUAUCAUGACAACAGUGCUUCACAAUCCAGUUACAUAGACAAUUAUUUCCUGUUGGAAGGUAAAGAAAUUCAUAGCAGCUCGAGUUCUUACACACAUUACUAGAAAUUUGAAAAAUAUAUAGGCUCCACUAUCACUUUGCCUAUCUACGAAUUUUGGUGUGCAUUUUUUUUUUCUAAGAGUGUUUCUCCCAGUAUUGCCUCACCACCCUUGCCAGCCACCAAGAUGCACGCAAAGAAAGCACUGUUGCAGAAUGAGUUUUCAUCGAGCUUUUAGUUUCUGUUCCACUGCAAAGGAGUCACAUGCGCUCAGAACAUAAAGUAGUCUGACUAGCGUUGACAACCUCAAGACAGCACCGGGCUGGGGCACUGCAGAAGCUUCUUGCCUUCUUCCGCAACCAAGCAAGACUUCAGUUCGAGCCCGCACCCGGCUUCAUCAACCGCAAAGUAGAGCGAGUCCAGUCCGAGGGAAUCCGGCUCAGGCUUUGCCGGCACGGUGAGGAAGGUGGCAGGCGACAGGCUGAGCUCCACUGGACACAGCCAACUGGCCCGAGGCGCGCGUUGUGCACUCCCAGCGUCCUGGUCUGGCGCGCCGCGGGAGGCAGGCGCGCUGCCACUCUGCCGCCGCUUCUUUCCCUGGUCUCUCUCGCCUGGACUUCAGCGGGCAAACCCACAGCCGGUCUCCGCCUUCCGCCCUGGGCGCUGAUCUCCCUCCAAUCCUUGCUUACAUAAGGCAGGCGGGCGUGCUCCACAGCCGGUUACUCCCCAGCGGAGUUAGGCUGCGCGCUCUACGCCUCCUUGGCGAGCUCCUUUGCGUACCCGUGAGCCCUACUCUAUGGUGUGACCCUCCUUGGCCAUCCAGCAGCGACAGCCCGGGCAUCUCUCUGCCGGCGUGAGAACACUGAGACUGGAGACCAGAGCGCCAGGCGGUGCACAAGCUUUCUCCCUCCGUUCCCUCCUCCUCCCACUCCCCCCCACCCCCGCUUCAACCCCCACCCCCACCCCCAGUGCCUGUGUGUGUUCCUCACAGGCGAGGAGACCCGGAGAGCAGUUCAGACUCGGAGCGCGGCGGAGCUGCGGCUGCUCCUACUGCUGGGGGGAGCAGCGGAGGUGGCCGCCUAGCGCCUCCCUGGACUUCCCAAGUGGGGGCAGAGAAGUCGCUCUCGGGAGACGUCAGUUAGAAGGCAUUGGGGAAGAGGGACCUUCAAACUCCUCCUCGGCGUCUCCUCUCCUCCCCCUUUGGCCCCUGCCCUUGGAGAAAGUGGAGUGUGGCGCUUGGUUGUCGUUAUUUCUUCGGACUGCUUCUCGGUGCACGGAUUCAGCUGCUGCCCAGUGGGGCUUUCCGCUGUUUGCGCGUCUCUCUGUUCCCCCCCUCCCCCGGCACACCUCUAUCUACGAUGAGGAAAGGUCUGCGGGCGACAGCGGCCCGCUGCGGACUGGGACUGGGAUACGUGCUACAAAUGCUCGUGCUACCUGCCCUGGCCCUGCUCAGCGCCAGUGGCACUGGCUCCGCCGCCCAAGAUGACGACUUUUUUCAUGAACUUCCAGAAACUUUUCCUUCUGACCCACCUGAGCCUCUGCCACAUUUCCUUAUUGAGCCUGAAGAAGCUUAUAUUGUAAAGAAUAAGCCUGUGAACCUGUACUGUAAAGCCAGCCCUGCCACCCAGAUCUAUUUCAAGUGUAAUAGUGAGUGGGUUCAUCAGAAGGACCACAUAGUAGAUGAAAGAGUAGAUGAAACUUCGGGUCUUAUUGUCCGGGAAGUGAGCAUUGAAAUUUCGCGCCAGCAAGUGGAAGAACUCUUUGGACCUGAAGAUUACUGGUGCCAGUGUGUGGCCUGGAGCUCAGCGGGUACCACAAAGAGCCGGAAGGCGUACGUGCGCAUUGCCUAUCUACGGAAGACAUUUGAGCAGGAACCCCUAGGAAAAGAAGUAUCCUUGGAACAAGAAGUCUUACUCCAGUGUCGACCACCUGAAGGGAUCCCAGUGGCUGAGGUGGAAUGGUUGAAAAAUGAAGACAUAAUUGAUCCCGUUGAAGAUCGGAAUUUUUAUAUUACUAUAGAUCACAACCUCAUCAUAAAGCAGGCCCGCCUCUCUGAUACUGCCAAUUAUACCUGUGUUGCCAAAAACAUUGUUGCCAAGAGGAAAAGCACAACUGCCACUGUCAUAGUCUAUGUCAACGGUGGCUGGUCCACCUGGACAGAGUGGUCUGUGUGUAAUAGCCGCUGUGGACGAGGGUAUCAGAAACGUACAAGGACUUGUACCAACCCGGCACCACUCAAUGGGGGUGCCUUCUGUGAAGGACAGAGUGUGCAGAAAAUAACCUGUACUACAUUAUGCCCAGUGGAUGGCAGGUGGACAUCAUGGAGCAAGUGGUCUACUUGUGGAACUGAGUGUACCCACUGGCGCAGGAGGGAGUGUACAGCACCAGCCCCCAAGAAUGGAGGCAAGGACUGCGACGGCCUCGUCUUGCAAUCCAAGAACUGCACUGAUGGGCUUUGCAUGCAGAGUUUCAUUUAUCCCAUUUCAACCGAACAGAGAACUCAGAAUGAAUAUGGAUUUUCUUCUGCUCCUGAUUCAGAUGAUGUUGCUCUCUAUGUUGGGAUUGUGAUAGCAGUGAUCGUUUGCCUGGCCAUCUCUGUAGUUGUGGCCUUGUUUGUGUAUCGGAAGAAUCAUCGUGACUUUGAGUCAGAUAUUAUUGACUCUUCAGCACUCAAUGGGGGCUUUCAGCCUGUGAACAUCAAAGCAGCAAGACAAGAUCUGCUGGCAGUACCCCCAGACCUCACGUCAGCUGCAGCCAUGUACAGAGGACCUGUCUAUGCCCUGCAUGACGUCUCAGACAAAAUUCCAAUGACCAACUCUCCAAUUCUGGAUCCACUGCCAAACCUGAAAAUCAAAGUGUAUAACACCUCAGGUGCUGUCACCCCCCAAGAUGAGCUCUCUGAGUUUACGUCCAAGCUGUCCCCUCAGAUGACCCAGUCGUUGCUGGAGAAUGAAGCCCUCAACCUGAAGAACCAGAGUCUAGCAAGACAGACUGAUCCAUCCUGUACCGCAUUUGGCAGCUUCAACUCGCUUGGAGGUCACCUUAUUGUUCCCAAUUCAGGAGUCAGUUUGCUGAUUCCCGCUGGGGCCAUUCCUCAAGGGAGAGUCUAUGAAAUGUAUGUGACUGUUCACAGGAAAGAAACUAUGAGGCCUCCCAUGGAUGACUCUCAAACACUCUUGACCCCUGUGGUGAGCUGUGGGCCCCCAGGAGCCCUGCUCACCCGCCCUGUCAUCCUCACUAUGCAUCACUGCGCAGACCCCAAUACCGAGGACUGGAAGAUACUGCUCAAGAACCAGGCAGCACAGGGACAGUGGGAGGAUGUGGUGGUGGUUGGAGAAGAAAACUUCACUACCCCUUGCUACAUUCAGCUGGAUGCAGAGGCCUGUCACAUCCUCACAGAGAACCUCAGCACCUACGCCCUGGUCGGGCAUUCCACCACCAAAGCGGCUGCAAAGCGCCUGAAGCUGGCCAUCUUCGGGCCCCUGUGCUGCUCCUCCCUGGAGUACAGCAUUCGAGUCUACUGUCUGGAUGACACCCAGGAUGCCCUGAAGGAAGUUUUACAUCUUGAGAGACAGUUGGGAGGACAGCUCCUAGAAGAACCUAAGGCUCUUCAUUUUAAAGGCAGCACCCACAACCUGCGCCUGUCAAUUCACGAUAUCGCCCAUUCCCUCUGGAAGAGCAAAUUGCUGGCUAAAUAUCAGGAAAUUCCUUUUUACCAUGUCUGGAGUGGGUCUCAAAGAAACCUGCACUGCACCUUCACUCUGGAAAGAUUUAGCCUGAACACAGUUGAGCUGGUUUGCAAACUCUGUGUGCGGCAGGUGGAAGGAGAAGGGCAGAUCUUCCAGCUCAACUGCACCGUGUCAGAGGAACCUACUGGCAUCGAUUUGCCGCUGCUGGAUCCUGCGAACACCAUCACCACUGUCACGGGGCCCAGUGCUUUCAGCAUCCCUCUCCCUAUCCGGCAGAAGCUCUGUAGCAGCCUGGAUGCCCCCCAGACGAGAGGCCAUGACUGGAGGAUGCUGGCCCAUAAGCUAAACCUGGACAGGUACUUGAAUUACUUUGCCACCAAAUCCAGCCCAACUGGUGUAAUCCUGGAUCUUUGGGAAGCACAGAACUUCCCAGAUGGAAACCUGAGCAUGCUGGCAGCUGUCUUAGAAGAAAUGGGAAGACAUGAAACAGUGGUGUCCUUAGCAGCAGAAGGGCAGUAUUAACCACCACGCUGGAAGGGGAAACCAAGGACGACACUGCACAGGGGUCUGUGGCCAUCCAGGGGAAUCACAGCUGAGGAGGAAAUCCAGACGCGACCACUGCACUUCAGAGGCAAGACUGCAGCAGCCGGAAGGAAAACAGAUACAACUGCCAAUGUACAUGCCCACUUUACUUGGACAUCAGCACGGGAGUUAAGAAAAAUUGUGUAAAUUUGUACCUUGAAUUUAGCUAUCAACCUAAUUUUCCUCUUAGUUGGGCUGUAUGCUGUGUGGUACAGGAUCUUACAGUUUCCUAGGAAACGCUUUUUAUUGCUAUCCAGAUAUAUGGAUAAACUUUCUUAACAAACCCAAUUUCUACAAAUGUUGUUUACAUCAAAUUGGACAGGGAUGCAGACACUGUCCAUGGCUGGUUCUAUUUUUGUUCAAAUCAUUUGAAGUUGAAGCUGUGGACGGUUUGUUGUGUCUAUUUCAGAUUAGUAAUUUACAGAGAAAUCACAGACUUUUGGUACAAAUUGUGUGCAUCAAGUGUCUCAGAUAAUCUUCCCAUCAGUGUUCUGUUUCUAGAACUUGUAGAACCAGUGUUACUGUUUGUAUCAGGGAAGUGGAGAAUCUAAGUGUAAAAAAGAAAUAACUAAGACUCCUAUUCCUUGGAGGGACCCUUCUGGUGCCCUUUGAGAAUAAAGUUGUAGCAUUGCAGGGAAGACAGUGGUUCAUGUUCAAGCAUUUUUUCACAAUAUGUGUGUUUAUAAUAUGCAAUAUGAAGUGUUUUUUUAAAAAAAGGUAUAUUAUUGAUGAGUAUUUACAGGUAUUUUAGUAAAAGGGUUUUCUUUUAACUUCUAUUUUUGUUAGCAGUACUGUUAGUAUUUGGGUAUUGACUAGACCUGCCCCACCUUCUCACCUAUCAAGGUGGUUAUGGUCAUCAUUUUAAUUCAACCUGCUUUGGUUCCUUGACCUUUUACCUUUCCUUCCCUCCCCUCAUUCCACCCAGGAAAGUGAUAAAUGCUCACUGGCUUUGUUGGUCUGUUCCUUCAGCUUGCUCAAGCAGAGCCUUUCUUCUCUGAGUCUUUCCAUGAGAUGUGUUCUCUGUUCAGGUCACUUAAUAGUGCCGUUGUGUGGCCCCACGUUGACUCCCCAUGGUGCUCUGUCCGCUUCAGAGGCAGUGUGGUUGAAGGAAUGGACUCUGAACUGGAGAUCAGGAAACCAGUUCUCACUGUGGGUCUGUCACUGUCUCCUUGCGCCACCUUGGGAAAAGCGGUUAAACACACUGGAACUCGGUCUCCUCACCUAGGAAGUGAAGGGCUGGGAUUAGAUCAUCUCAAGGUUCUGAAAUGCUAAACUUCCACCGUGAUGCCUCCAGUCUCAUUCAUUCAUCAGUCUAAAGACCACAAUACACUCUGACCAAGAUCGUGUAAAAUAAUCGCUGGUCUUUUGCCCAGGCUUUGUUAUGCCUUUCAAAUAGUUCUGACAUGGAAGAUGAUUAUUCUACCUGCAAUAUGUUUGUUUGGCUUGAGUCGCUCUGCAUCAUUGCAUUAUGCAGUUCACUGAGAGAUGGCAGCCCUUUAUUUUCUUAGCCUAUCUUGGGACACCCCCAUUCCCAGCCUUCCUGACUGCUUGCAAAUUCUACUUUACUAUUUUCUUGGCAUCUUGAUAUCAAGGCCACUCCUACAAGUUUAUCUGGCAGUAGGAACUUGGUGCAUUUUUACUAUGCCCCCCCACCUUAAUCUUUUGCUGUUACAAUAUUGAGUAGCAUUUAUAAAGGUUUUCUAGUUAGCUGUUUUUUAAAAUGUUAUCCUGCAAAAUGUUAGUCAACAAACUACUUUAUGUAAACUACUAUGUCUCCUUGGGACCAUCACAAGCUCUUUAACACAAGGACUCAAUUCAUUCAGCAGGUGGGGAUUAAAGAGUCAAAGCCCAGUAUCAAAACCAAAGCUGAAGAACAAGCAGACAUGUGUUUGAAUCAGAACCUUUAGAACACGACUGUGGCUUACUUUGAGGCUGGAGGCACACACGCUGCUGAACAGAUUUGAAUUACACCUUUUCUUUCAUCUUUCCACGUUUCCACUCCGUUUUGGUAGCAUCUUGAUAGUCCCUUGAUGACUCCUCCAUCCUCAUCUCUGAGGACUGCUGAUACCUUGCUAUGGAGCCUCUUCUUUCAUGAUUUUUGUUCCUCAUCUUCUGUUUUAGACAUAUAUUCUACAAAAUGUCUCUCAGGCCACCCCCUGCAUUUGGAUUUCCAUAGUUAACAUACAUGUACACUGGGGAAGGGAGAGAUUGCACUAGUAAACAAGUUCAGUGGAUGUUUGUAGCAAUGAGGAAAACUAAACUAAAAUCAUAUAUACACACACAAUUAUACUUUUUUAAAGGAAGAGGAGGAGAGAGAUCUAUUGUCCAUUCCUAUAUUUUGAAAUAAACUUUCAAGAUUACUCUUCAGUAUCGAGGCUGUGGCAUCAUCUAUGGAAAUCAAGAACUAGAAUCUGAACUGAAUGCUCAAACUUCUAUGCUUAGUAAAAACUAGAGGGGAGCAACUAUGUAGCUAUGAAGAUGAAUCAAUUCCAUAACUGUUACUAAAAACUUUUUGACUGAAAAGUCACCAACACAGAAAUACUGAACACAAACAGUAACUGUUUUACUUAAGUCAUUGAGAACCUGUGAGGGACACUUCAGAUACUUUUUGGUUCAACCCCCUACCACCAGAAAAGGGAAAAGUGAUUUAUUUCUUGUGAGGUACUCACCUGUCAUAGAUUAACUCCUCUGUUUCCUCCCAAGUGAAUGACAACAACUUCCAUACAUACACUAUUUAUACCAAAUAAUCUUCACUACAAAUUCUGAUUUCCUUCUCCUUUGGAGUAAAGUAAUAAUAGCUGUUAGACUGCCUGCAAAGUUAGAAGGUCCAGACACAAUAGUUCAUUUCAUAGGAAGUCACUGCAUCCACCAUUCUAUGUGAUAUGCUCUGCUUCUUUCUACACCACUUGAGAGGCAAGUUUGGCUGGCUUCAUUUGGAUAGGAAAAAACUAUCAUUUGUGCAUGCUGCCAUCUAGUGGCCUGCAACACAAUCCACCUGAGUUUAAUACAAUUCACUAGAAGUUGUUUGACAAAGGGAAUGAAAACCUGUAACGUUCAAGUACCUUUAUGACAAAUGGAUGUGGGGAAAUUUUCACUUCAAAUUUAAAAUUAUAAUUCUUAUUCUCACUUUCUUUUCACUUCCAUCACCCAUCUCAAAAUUAGGUCAUUGUGAUGCUAGUACACCUCAUUCAUACACACAUCUUAAGUUGCUUCUUGUAACACAACUAUGAUAUAAAACAGUCUUUGAAGAGUUGUCAUUUUUAACAUUUAUGAUUUUCGUUGGGGUUUGUAUACUUUAAAUCUCCUUACUUUUAGUCCCUUUAUCUUUGGAAAUGUAAGAAAUAUCUGCUUAGAAAUAAGUCUUAUAUAUGCCAAUGGAAUACUAUGGGAAAGAGAAAAUUGGGGUUUUUAAUCAAGGGGAACAAAGCAGCUUCUUUUCUCUUAAAUUCGGGAAUCAAAGGCAGAGGUUUCAUCCCAUUUUCUUCCUAUCACACUCAUUCAAGUUUUUAAAAUAUAUCUGGAAGGAAUUGAAGUUGGAUUCAGAAUUGAUAACUGGCAUGGUGAUGAUAAACCUGUUAACACCAAGGUACUCACAACUAACAGCUGUUUGACAAACAGCAUCUUCCAAAUAAAUACUCACCUCUGUUAUGCAGAAAACUCCUAUCCUGUUGUGAGCAAGUUAGGCUCUUCAAGAGCUGGACAACAUUUUGUGUGAGGUGUUCAAUAUCAAACUGUAUAAUUAUCCAUUUUCAUAUAUACUAUUGAUUUUAAACUCUCAACUAUCAAAAAGCAGAGCUAUUUUUAGGGGGAAAAAGUUGUGAGGACUGAGUUCAGGACACUCUGAAACUGUGCAAUCAGUAAUUUCUUAAAGGAAUUUUUCCUACAAGUAAGAUUUCCAAAAAGUCAGUGUUCUGAGGGAGGAAUCAUGCCUUUUCAUUUCUCCAGGAGAAGAGCACCACGGCUCCUGUCUUGUGUGUCCUUCUGUGUGUGUCUGUCAGGAUCACAGCGGCUGUGCUCUUGGUCCACUUACUCCUCUGUAAUCCACACAUGCAGAUGGGAGUUAAUGAGGUGAUCACUGUCUCCCCAGAAUUCACAGGUCUUUGCCUCUAUAAGUUCUGCCCCUAUGGGGCCAAAAGAAUAUAAAACAAUGUAAGGACCUGCAAGAGAGCGUAAGGAAGGUAGGAAAGGUUUACUUUGUUGGGUUUUCAAGUCUUCAAGUUGAGUAUGAGUCUUAGCUUUUGCUGGAUAGUUGUUCUGGGCAAGUCAUCAGUUUCAUGUGGAGACCUCAGUGCAAGCCCCAGGCUAAUGAGUGAAAGGGGGCCCAUGGUAACACAGCUGAAAUGAAAUGGGGCUUUAUCCAUCUUCUUUGAGAAUGGAGGAGCUUUUGUGAAGCAGAACAUUGUUGCUCAAGAUAAUGGUUAAGUGUUAGAUUUUAUAGAUCUAAUAAGGAAAAUAUUUUAUUAUCUCAAGUUAACAAAACUUUUUUUACCUUUCGAGUGCCUCAUAGGACCAACUAUUACUCUUCGGUUUUUUUGUAUUUUUUUUUAUAUAUUCUUUAACCUUGCUGAGCUAAUGUUGACUGAAAUCUUUAGAACUUUGCCUCUGUGCAAUGCAGUACUGUUUCUCUACCCUAAGAGAUCUAUUUGUAUAAACUCUGGCUGUAAUGAUCACUUUGGAAGAUUUCCUUCACAUCUCUAAUGAUUUCUUUUUAAUGGAAUCAGUCAUAAGGGGGAAUAAAUACACUGUAACCAAUGUUAUGUGCACCCAUGUCCAUACAGGCCAAGGAAGCCAAAACAAGUCAUUAAUAUUUCCAGAAUUCUAGUGUGAAAACCCUGUUUCUGAACAGUGGAGAGAUGGCUUUGUGUAGCACUGGGUGGAUUUUCUCUGCAGACUAAGUCUAGCAAUGAACUUUAGUUUUAUCAGCCUUGUGCUUACCCCAUUUUUAUAAAUGCUACUUUAAUACCCUGUCUUCACAAGGGUUCAUGGCUCCUAGGUUUUCCAGUGGACCUGUCACCUCAUUGUAUUGAUCUGUGGUAGCAUAUUAAUGGGCUCAUUCAACCAAAUGUAAUGUGUGCCUCAAACCUAUUUUAGCAUGGUCCAGGGGCAUCAGCAGGAAAAACUGCCAGGUAUUCCACAAGUGGACUGGCACACAAAGCCCAGCAAGUAUUAGCAGCUCUUCACCAGCCUGCUCUCUACUCACACACUUGCCUACUGAAGGGACCUGUCCAGAGAUCUUCUGGAAUCCCAAGUCAGGAAUCUCUGCAGAAUAUCAUGACAGUUGUGGUCCAUCUAGCUUCUGAGUAGUAAACGAGGAAGCUGCCCUGAGAUAGAGUAAGCUGCCCACCAGCCAUAGUAUUUGCUACUGAAGGCCAGCCUUUUAAUAUAACAUUUCAGAUUUGUCCUUCAACAGUAAUGUAAAUUGCAAGUCAUACUAUUUAGGGGUCUCUUACAGGCCGGGAGCGGUGGCUCAAGCCAGUAAUCCCAGCACUUUGGGAGGCCGAGGUGGGUGGAUCACGAGGUCAAGAGAUCAAGACCAUCCUGGUCAACAUGGUGAAACCCCGUCUCUACUAAAAAUACAAAAAAUUAGCCAGGCAUUGUGGCCCAUGCCUGUAAUCCCUGCUAUUCAGGAGGCUGAGGCAGGAGAAUUGCCUGAACCCAGGAGGCAGAGGUUACGGUGAGCCGAGAUCACGCCAUUGCACUCCAACCUGGGUAACAAGAGCGAAACUCUGUCUCAAAAAAAAAAAAAAACAAAAAAAGGGUCUCUUACAAAUAUGUCUAAAUCGUAUGUCAUUUUUAAGUUCCAAAAGUCUACUGGACUAGGUACUAUCAGACCAGCUGUAGAACCUGAUGGCACUGACCCCAAGUGGAAUAAUCCUCAGAACUGGCAUUUAGAAGAUGAACUGUAGGAAGGUUUUGCUGAUCAGCAGCCUCAGGAUUGAUGAGCUGUCUUUUGGCCUCUGAGCACUAUGGAGGCAGCAUCAGAGAAUCGGAACCUGAGCCAUGUUCUCAAUGUUAAAACAAACCUGUUUAGAAUGACAUAUAAGAGCAAGAAAUCUAUAGCUGGUGUAAAAUACCUUUGCCUUUUCUAUUCUGAAAGUAACUAAUGGCAUCUGUACAUGUGGGGGUAAAAACUCAGAUGUCUAUUCCACCAGGCCACGGACAAGAAAAAGUACAGCAGUCAGAACAAGUGAUUUGCAUUCUCUUCACGCUUUCCUAGACCUGCUGUUGGUAGUGCAGCCCUCGCCCUCCAGACAUAAUGCAUUGAGCCCAGUUGCAGGGAACAUCAUCACUCUGUGUGUGUGUGUGUGUGUGUGUGUGUGUGUGUGUGUGUGUGUGAUGUCACAGUGUUGUAUGUGUGGAGUUUAAUGUUGAGCUGCAGCAAGUUGGUGACCUUCCUCUUUGCUCUUCCUAGAGAAGACACCAGUGUUUGUCAGAGAAAAAUCCCCAGCAGUCCAUGUUCAAGAGGCAGUGUCAUCCACCUGCUGUCCCCUUUGGAACAGUUCAACUGCAGAAAGGUCAAACUGAGGUUUUGUGCUUUGUCAUUUUUCUUUUUUAAAUAAAACACGGCAACCUUGGCUUUUCCGAUAUGGAACAUUUUUGUUGUUGUGGAGUUCCCUCUUGCUGUAUCUUCUAUGCAAUUCCUUUUCUAAAAUCUCCCCCCGGCAGAGGCAGAGUGCCCUCUGGACGUCUGUCGGGCGCCUUGCUCAGCGGUGGAGGUGAGGGAUACCAGCUCCGGGUGUGCCUCUUUUCUCUCCCUGGCUGCCAAUCCCGAUUUUUCCUGCAGUCCCCUUGGUUUGUAAAUUGCCUGCAUUUAUUCUGCCAGCCAACAUGUACAAAAUGUAAGAAAGAAUUUUUAAACAGGUAAUAAAUUAUAUUUAUAAGCAACAAA
Callithrix jacchus (white-tufted-ear marmoset) is the source of this 13118-nucleotide messenger RNA. RefSeq names its product unc-5 netrin receptor C (gene UNC5C). Gene Ontology annotation, cellular component: membrane. Gene Ontology annotation, biological process: netrin-activated signaling pathway; axon guidance. Gene Ontology annotation, molecular function: netrin receptor activity; protein binding. NCBI's taxonomy places the organism in Eukaryota, Metazoa, Chordata, Mammalia, Primates, Cebidae. The record is from RefSeq and is a predicted model, not a curated record.